UGGCCGGCCGGUGCUUCCCGCGCACUCUCGGAGCGCUGGGUUUCAAAUCCUCUCUGGGCAGUUUGUGCUUGUUCCGGUCCCCGCCGGAAUGGAUCGCGUCUUGAAUGAUUUUAAAAAAGACUAUAGAGCAAGAUUCUGUCAUGGAGGACGAAAUAAGAUUGAUGUACAGCAAGGCCAAAAUGUAUUGGAACUCAUACAGGAUUGUUUUGAAAGUUGUGGCAGUGAUCUUACAAUAAGUUCUCCAAGUGCAGGCCACUGCUUGAGUCCUGUUGUCAGAAAUGAGAAGAGAACUUCAACACAGAGCCAAGGGGCAAAGGCAGGCAAAAACUCUGUGAAAAGAGCCUGUAGUUCUGCAGAGCCCUUACCUAUAUCACCACUAAAACCGGUCAGCAGCAGAGGAUGGUCACACGAAACAUGCCUGAAGCCUGCAAUAUUUGAUUACGUAGAUGAUUCUGAAAAAACAAAGUCUCCUGUGUCUAAAGGGAAAACAAAUAAUACAUUAAAAGACGUUGAUGCACUGUGCAGAAGUCCUACCGUAUCUUUGGACUCAGAGGAUGAUCACAGGUCUGUUGGAUCACCUAUACUUGUGGAAGAAGCAAAAAUUUCUGCUGUACAUACAUUACAUUUUGAUGACCAAAAUAAUCCUGCAGUAAAGAGCCAUAUGGACAUUGAAAAAUUGGAAGGGCCUCAGACUGGGAGAGAUGAGCAGGUUGUUGUGCAAACAGAUCAUACCGCUACUUCCGUACAGAAAGACGAGUCUGUAGCAAAAGGAACCCUUGGAAAAAGGUGUUCAUCCUCAUUACUGUUGCCUUCAGCACCUCCUGUGAAAGAUCAAGAUACAGAAAUAGAAUAUGAGUGUGAAUUUUUAAUUGAUGAAUCAGAUGAAUCUUUUAAUUCUUGGCUUUCAAUACCCCAUAAGAAGAAAAAAUCAAAAAAAGAUGACUCAGCAGCUCCUGUUUCUAAAUCUAAACCCCCAAGAAAGAAGAACACUGAGAGUACGAGAGGCAAGAAUAGAAAAGCACAGGCUGAAGCACUUACUAAACGGAAAAUGGAUGAUUUGGAUGUUGGAGUACAUGACUGUAAAGGAACAUCAGAAUUAAAUGCAGUCUCUAACAGUGAAGGAAAAGACCGUAGGUCUAAAAGACAAAGCAGUAUUCAGAUGAGAAAGACUAAAAAGGGUGCACUUAGACAAGGCUCUCCAAACAAGGAGAAGGACGUAUCCUGGAAACCAGAAGCUGAAGAACUUAUGUUGUCAUGGUCUGGAUUGGAAACAAAAGCACCUGAUGCAGAACAGUGUAAAACAAGGGUGAUUCCAAGUAUGGAUUUGCCUAUGUACUUAACUGGGCAUCAGCAAGAGCCAGCUGUGUCUCCAAAUAAGAAUCGCAAGUCUUCCAAGUGUCCACAGUCGUCUUCAAAAGCUUCCCAGCCUUUAGUUCACAAGAGAAAAUCUUCUAAGCAGAAACCUCCAAAAGGUAAAGUAGCCAAGAGACUGGCAGAAAGUCCAGAGAAGCAGCUUAAAAAGUCUGUCGAGAAAGGUAGUAAUAAGAAGUCUCAGCUACAAAAUGAGGAGAUAUCUGAUAGUCAACUUGGUGAAGAAGGAGUUGAAAGAGAGCCUGUAGAGUUGAAUGAAGUGCAUCAGAAAUUCCAGACUUCUGUGAUUCAGAAGUUGGAUAAGUCUGAAAAGCCAAAAAAUGUAUUGGGCACAUUAGAGUCACUUGGUGGUGCAAAUAACAGAACUCCUGAAAAAGCACAGCAGCAUCGCGUGCACCGUGUGAAGAAUACUGGAAAGAAACAAUCAUCAGCUACAUCCUCAAGGAAGAUACCCAAAAAGAUUAAUCUCAGAACCAGUAAAGGUGUUUGCUCAAACCCCAAGGACACUGAGUGUCAAGCAGACUCUGACAGCUCUACUGUGCAAGAUACGGCAAGAAAAAGACAGAAGUUAUCAGAUGUGAAAAUGAGCAAAAGACAAUGUAACAUGCAGCAUGGACUAGAAGAUUACUUCCCAGUUGAGAAGGUCACCGGUCGUGAAAGUGGACCUGUUCUAGGAUAUUGUGAUAAACCUGUUUCCGGAAGUGAAGAGGGUAAUGUAUCUUCAGAUAGUUCUGAAGACCUCGAUUAUCAAUUAAGAUAUCUGUUGUUAGACAACACAGCAAAACAUAAAAUAGUAAUGCCUUCCAACACACCUAAUGUUCGGCGGACAAAAAGGAUACGACUAAGACCUCUGGAAUAUUGGAGAGGCGAGCGUGUAAACUAUGUGAUGAGGCCUUCAGGAGAGCUUGUGAUUAGUGGAAUAGCAUGCCCACAAACAGAACCUCACAGGGACAUUAAACAGAGGAAGGAUGGUCACAGGAAGAAAAGAGAUGAAACAAGACAUGAGAUACCUAUAGAUUUUUAUCACAGCCUAGGUGAUGCUUCUAAGCCAAGUGUUGUACUGGACCCAAAAACAAAUCGGGAAAUACUUCUAGCAUGUAUUAACACUGAAAACAUGGACUCAUUCUUCAACGAUGAAUCAGUAGAAAUAUAUAAAAAUUUGAAUACAUCUGCUUUUGCCAUUGGUAGAUUGGUUUUGAAACCACUGAAAGAAAAGGGACACCAGUUUGUCUACAUGGAUACAUUAGCUUUCUAUGUUAUCCGUGGCAAAAUUAUUCUUACUUUACAUGAGACAUCGUAUUAUCUAACUACAGGAGACUACUUCUAUGUUCCAGAAGGAAAUGGAUAUAACUUACGUAAUCUUCUGAAUGAAGAAAGCAUUCUUCUCUAUACACAACUCAAAAAAGACCCAUGAAGAACUUUCGGCAGAAAACUUUGCUGGAAUACUUUUCAAACUGUUGUACGUUUUGCACACAAAAAUUGUUUGAGUGUGCCCAACUUAACAUUACAAAUUAAUACAAAGUAGCUGAAAUCAAUGUAAGAAGAGUUAAGGACAAAACUAAAAGAACCUUGUUUGUCUGCUGUUAAACUGAAGUGACAUACCACAGACCGUCACUCUGCAUUGGUUUUAUUGUUCUUGUGUUGUCUAAAGACAGAAAGAUAUAUGUAUAAAAUCUGUGGGUAGAGCACAAUGCCGUUCCAAGUUGUAUUUAUAUACCCAGUCUCCCUAAAGGUGUUUAGCACUUGAAAAAAAGUUGAUGUUUUCAGCUAAUGAGAUGGUCUUAAUGGCUGCCUGGUACAAACUGCUUAGAGUAAUCUGCAUUUAAAUGUAAGACAAUGCGCUUCACAUUCCAUUAAUUGUUGUCUUGGAGAUGGGCUGCUGGAAUCCUUGCCUGUGGUCAGACCUUCUUCUAAUAUGUUAAUGACAGGUGUUUCUUAUGUGUCUAGCAGAUGUAUAGAUAGUGCCUCAAAUUCAAAUUGUAAAAUGGCAGCUCUUAAGUAGGAGUUUAUUGGUUCUAUCUUUUGUAUGGAAGCUAUGACUUGAUUAGCUCUGCACACUGUGGAUAGCUUUAUUUUCUGUGGCAGCCAUAGGUCAUUGCCAAAUAUUUUACUUUAAUAUCUCCUUUUGUUUUGCUUGCUGUGUUCCUAGAUAAUAAUUAGGACCUUUGGGAAAACUGUAAUUAUACUGUAUACUCCAGAAGCCAAGUCUAGACAGCAGAUGGUAUACAUAGUGUUUGUCUCCCAUGCUCUUCAAGAUUCCUUCUGGUGAAGAUUAGUAUAAGCUACAGCUAUUCUGUUAGGGCGCUUUUUUCUGUGAUCACUGCUGUGCUAGAAGAGAAGGAGGUAGGGGAAAACCGAAUUAGAAUCAUAAACUUUAAGGACCUGAGGAGUGAGUAUUGGCCUUGUAAACAGUCUGUGCCGUGAUCUUUAUGAGAAAUUUAUGGUAUAUGUUGAAGUAGGAAAGGCGAAUUUGCUUCAGUGCUUCCAUUAAGCUUACAGCUGCCAGCUAACUUUGUGUAUCUGUGAGAGGGCUUGGACACCAAGAUUUCUGUGCCUCUGUGAAAGACCCUUUAGAUUGGGGAGUUUGGGUUAGUACUUUUUUGUUGUUGUCUUUCAAGCAGUGAUUCCUGUGAUUAGUGCAUAUAUAGACUGACAGUUGAAAUAGUAGAAGUUAUGUGGCAUCUUCGCAUUCAUGAGUGGAUCAUAAUUAACUCUGAGAAGAUGAAACAAAGGAACAUGCCUGUUGCUGUUAUAGUUCUUCCUCUCUCUUGAUACCAACUAUUUGCUGUUAAAGUUCAGACUGCAUAGAAAGAGCUUUAUUUUUCCUUUUUCCUAGCCUCAACUUUUGUAAGCCGUUUGAGUUAAGCAAGAAAGUAAUUUCAUUACAGCCCAUAAUUUGAUGUUGGCAGGUCUUCUAAAUUUUGGACUUGGAUUGGUCUCUUCAAAGUGAGCAAGAUUCAGAUAUUGUCCCUUCUUGUGCUGGAGACAUACCAGCUACCAGAUGGACACACAUGCUGCCUCCACUGCUUGAGGGGAUUUCAGCAACUAAAGCAUUUAGUUUGUAAAUCUUUGAGCCUCUCAGGCCUGCAGAAGUCUGGUAAUUUGCCACUGGAAAACAGUACAGGGCUAGCAUUAGACCCAAAAAGCUCAUUGGUUCCAGCCAAAAGUCAGAACAAGACUGCUUUUCAGUUGUGUUGAAGUCCAAGGAGUUAAGAAGGAAGAAACCCUGCAAAUUUGCUUCUGGCUUAUCUAUCUGCAGUUUGGGUAGCAGAAGGAUACUUAGUUAGGGAGUUAGCGAACAUGUGUGGACUAUGGACAUGUGUGGUUCAAGAGCAGGUUAAAGGUCAGCAUGCUAUGAAUACCCGCUUGUGUUUUCCUAAUUCUGUGGCUGGGAGGGUCAACGGAACAGAGUGGAUUUGGUGAAGUAUGUCACUUUUUAGGUUGGAUGGUUCUGUUACUUCCUGGCUUGUCAGUUUCUUGGGAGACAUGUAUAGUUUUCAGAGAACAUUUGUAGCUGGACUACAUCUGAAUAUGUACUUUACUUUUUUUUGAAGUAGCAAAAUAAAUUGUUCUAAGCCUGGUGGUGUAGCUAGGAUGUCGCUGUUGUUUAGUGACAGUCCUACUGUUUGUCACUAGGUGGUGCUGAAACCACAGCUGUUUGUCGUAGCUGUCAUCUAUGUUCAGUAGGGUUGGGUUUUUGAAAGGGAGAAAGGAGAGUAUGUCAGAGAUGGAGAUGAAAUCAGUUGAAUUCUGUUGCAAGGAGAUGUAAAUCAGUUUCUGUUGACAUUGGGACUUGGUACUAAACCUUGCUGAGUUUAUUCUGUUAGCAUGUAUGUUGUACUAGUUGCAGCUGCUUGCCUAAAGUUGUUUUAAUGCGCAGCAGGAGUUGAGCUAAGUUGUUCGCCAUUUGUCUGGGCUGCAUUUUAGAUUUUUUUUUCUUCAACUUAACACUUGUAAAUUAACAUGUCAUUAGCCUCAGGAUGUGCAUGAGAAUGUUCUGAGUUUCAGGACUCCUGUCGGUGCUGAGUUGUGCAGUGUGGCAAACAGGAAUCAGUUGUAGUCAGAAGCAGCUACUGAUGCUUCACUUCUACCUAGUCUUGGUUUGACUCCUGCUUCAUACAUAUUUGUGUACAUCAGGCUACUGGUGGGGUUUGGUGGGCUUAUUUUUUCCUUUACCUAACAGGAUAUUGCAAAGAAAGAAAAAAGCCUUCUCUGAAAUGUGAGAAGCCAGCAUUCUUCUUCCUGCAUAUGUGUGAUUCUUUUUUUAUCAGCAUGUUUUCUAUUCUUUUGUCUAAUCUAACUUCUACCACCUGCUGUGAUGGUUUCAAGUAGAUAUGCAGGAAGAUAUACUUGGUAAAAUGCUAAAGUAAUAGCCCACACAGUUCAUUUUGUGGACUGUAGUUUAAAUAAAUGUUGUUGGGGUUCUGUAAUGUUGUUUGCUUGUUGUAUCUUUUAAGUAAUUUUGUUCACUAAAACAGCUUUUACAUUAAGCUCAGGUGGCACAACUUUUUGCUUACACUAGAGUACAGAACAUUGCCUCUAGUAGUAGUAGAGAUCUGAGCCAGGUGUGUGCUAAGCUAAAGUUGUUUAGCCUCUGUUACCUGCCACAGAGUGAAGUUAGGAUUGUCAUCGUGAAAAAAACAUGGCCUUUUGUGUUGCCUGUGGGGUCCACCUACUGUCCCCAGAGGAUAUCACUGCUUUAGUAUAUUAAUUCAUUGCUUUUCAUCAGGAGUAAUUGAGUGAGCUGGAAACAAAAGCUGAGUCAUGUAUUUCAUUAGCUUCAUGUUAGUAGGUUCUAUGGUAGGUAUUGAAGUAACAACUAGAGGCUCAUUUUAAGGAGGUUAACUGAGAAUGUGCCACCACAGGUUUUUGAAGGCUUUGGCUCCCUUUGAGAAAUAGAUGACUUUACUGGUUAGUAGAUUCUUUUGAAAAUCUGUCUUUUUGUAGUUUCAUUUGGUUAGAAAGCUGUUCCUGUUUUACUGAACAAAGGUUUUUUUCAGUUUAAAGUGUCAGAAUAAUGGUUGUAAAACAGUCAGAUAUGUGCACAUCCAUAUUGAUACGAUUUUGUAAGCAUAAAAUAGAAUGCGAACUGAGUAAUUACAGAAGAAUAAACAGCACCAAUAAAACAAA
Cuculus canorus (common cuckoo) is the source of this 6501-nucleotide messenger RNA. It is a transcript of the gene CENPC, whose product is annotated as centromere protein C. NCBI's taxonomy places the organism in Eukaryota, Metazoa, Chordata, Aves, Cuculiformes, Cuculidae. Gene Ontology annotation, molecular function: centromeric DNA binding. Gene Ontology annotation, biological process: attachment of mitotic spindle microtubules to kinetochore; kinetochore assembly; spindle attachment to meiosis I kinetochore. Bases 89 to 2785 code for a protein of 898 amino acids. The transcript has 18 exons. Gene Ontology annotation, cellular component: kinetochore. The record is from RefSeq and is a predicted model, not a curated record.